UGAUAGCCUAGACGAUGACAGUUCAGAUAUAGAAAAUUCAGAGAACUGUUACGAGGUUCCAAAGACUUUCGUUGGACUUGUGAAAAGGAUAACUCCGGGUAGCAGGCGGCAAUCAGCAAUACCAGAGUUGCAUAAGCCAAAAGAGAGGAGGUAUGCGAAAACCCUAUGGCCAAACAUCGAAAAGGUGCUGGAACAACCUAACAGCAACGCAGUCCGUGCUAAACUUGAUUCAGCAGCUACAACACUUAACAGAUCAGUGGAAUAUGAUAUGGAGCAGCGAGGAGCUUUGAUGAACUCGAUACGAAGUGGUGUGAAGCUAAAAGAAGUUAAAUCGUCUGCACCGUUAAGGAUUAAUAAAGAAAGUUUGAUUAACGUGGAAGACGAAUUUGACGGUUGUAUGGAAGAUAUUGACACCCCUUUUUUCGAAAACGGAAUAAAUCAUCAGAGUAGUAUGGAGGAGUCUCAAACGGAUUUCCGAGACCUUAGUCAGGAACCAGACCUAGACUUUAAUUACAAGACCAUGCCAAUAAAACCCAAACAUCAAUCGACUCCUUUACCAGAAAUUCCUAAAAUAGUGCCACAUUAUUCAGUUUCAUCCAAAGGAAUCGAGAAACAAUAUACCAAUGGAGAUUUGAUGAUGCCAAGGUCGAUGACUGGUAACUCAUCUUCUAUUGCUUCAUUUCCAGCUGAUAUGUCUGACGCGCCAUUGCUUCCAACUGACAAUCAUAUGACCAAUAUUCAAGUUGAGCCAGACUGUCAUAGCGACGGCACUGAGCCAAACUGUCAUAGCGACGGCACUGAGCAAGACAUAUAUUUUAAAAGUUGUGAGGAACACAAACAAAAGGGUGAUGAAAAUGCAAACGAUCCAAUAAAACUGGAUAUACCUGACAAAAGAGAACCUACUGCUGAGGCCGAAGAUGAAGAUGAUAACCAUAUAUACAGCCCCGUCGCCAAUCAAUCAUCUACUGGUACCAAUUCAUAUGGCCAUGGAGAUCCAGGUGAGCCACAAGGACUCUAUUCAGAAGUCGAUGAUAAGGACAAACAUAACCAAGAUGAAGACAACAUCUAUGAGGCAUAUGAACCAGUUUCGUAUACGGAAUCUGAAGUAAAAUCUGAGGUACAUAUUAAAUCACCACUUUUAGAUGUAUCUAACACUAACUCAUUUCCUGAUGACGAAGACUUGGAAAAACCGCUGUUACCCCCACGUAAUUUAAAACCAAUGUCACCAAAUAUAUCGAAACGUAAAUUACCACCACCCCCUCCAUCACCUGACAGAAGACCCGACACGCAAGAUGCAAAUUCAAUAAAACCACCAGCUCUUCCAAAACGAACCUAUUCUACGCAGAAUAGUAAGAAUUCACAUUCAUCGCCCCCAGACACACCAGCACCAGAUCGACCAAAAUGGGCCACAAUUGAACUCCCCAAAGAAACAAGCUUGCGACAACGUCUUUUUAAUCGAUCAAUGCCGAAUUUCAAACGUCCUCUCAGACAGGAAUCAAGUGAUGGCUACAUUGAACCUGUUGAUACAACUAGACCAAGAAGUAUGACUGACCUUCAGACAAUGUACAGUAAUCAAGUUGCGAUGUCACGAUUAAAAGAUUAUAAUAAAAGAAAAACGAAGCCGGUGGAUAAUUUCUUUGAAACGGCAACAUUCGCAGCCAGUGAGAGACUCAAAUCAAAUGAGAGAAAGGCUAAGAAAAAUAAAACGUUAUCAAAAGAGAGAGAUAAUCACAUGGAAAUCGGGUUUAAGCUCCAUUAUAGAAUAAUAACACAAUUUGAAAAGUUGUUGCAAGACGAUCCGGAAAAGUUUGCGCUCUCAUUGGGCAGAGCAGUUAGAACUAACAACAUUGCGGCAGUAAAGGUGUUAUGUAGUAUUCUAAGAAAAGAAAAUUUCAAAUAUUCGGUAUUCGGGGAACAAAAAAAAUACAAACUUACAGAUGCAAUAUUCAGCGAAUAUGAAUCCGGAGCAACAUUGUUGCACUUAGCUCUGAUGUAUAACCAUACAGAUAUCUGUGAUCAUCUCAUUGCGUUUGGAGGACGAGAUCUUAUCAUGGCCACAUACACAUCAGAGAAGUAUUUCAAUCAAACCACAUUGCAUAUUGCUGUAUCAAACAAAAACUCAGUUGCAAUAAGAGCCCUUUUGAAACCUCUAGACAUAAAAGAUAAAAUUGACCUUAUGAAUACAAACGCUACUGGCAGUUUCUACAGAAACGAUCACAUUGAUGGCCAGACUUGUUUAACUGCUGCCCUAUGGGCAGGUUCUCCGGACAUAGUUUCUUUCUUGGUUAAGGAAGGUGCUAACCUUAUGAAUAUUAACAUGCAAGGGGAGAACAUACUACAUAGAAUGAUCCAUCAAUCAAUCAUGUUUCCUGAAAGAGACAAUACAGAAACACUUAACAUUCUCCAAGGCUUAUCAGGGCUGUUUGGGUGUAGACGAAUCGCGCAAGAUACAACAUUCGAAGGACCUAUAUACGAACAUGCCAAAAGAAAAAUAUUUCUCAAUUUACUCGGAACAAGAAAUGCAGAUGGUUACACACCAUUGUUACUCGCUGCUAAGAUGAAGUCAAAACUCAUGAAAGAACUUCUUAACCUUGAGGACAUUUAUAAAAUGAGGCAAAUCAACCUUGGCUCAUCUGCAUUGAUUACAUAUGAUGUGACAGAGGUGUCAACUAGAAAGGAUGGUAAUUACAAUAAAUUCUCCUGUCUGCACAUAGUCGCGCAUGAUCCAAGUCCUAGUGAUACGAACGGACAAUUACAACAAGAUAUUAAUGAUAUUGAACCGCUAUCUACUGUUUUCCAGCUGAAAUGGAACGUUUACAAGUGGGUUCUAAUUGUGUGGUUCCUUUUACACCUCUCCUUCAUGGUUUGUUUGACCCAUUUUUCAAUGCAACCCCUACUUCCACGAGUAUUUCAAACAGAAAACAAUCUGACUAUAAUCGCAAAUAGUGCAAUAAACGUUAACGGUCACAAAAACGUCACCCCAUCACCGCAAUAUGAGACAAUUAUCAAACGUGACGUUGGUGAUUUGCUUAAUCAUACAUUGACGACGAAUCACACUCUCAACGAACAAUACAAUACUUCAACUGGUGAAUCAUUUAAUACAACUCAAGUCAGUGCCGAAUCGUCUUCUACAACCAUUAACACUACAACUUCCAAUACGACUACAACAUCUACCCCUACCUCCACAACAAAGCAACCAAUUAUCAUUCCUUUGCCUCCUUCAACCAAAAAUUCCACAACCAUGAAGACCGCUUCUACAACUCCUCUUCCAAGUACACAUUUGAAUGCCGAGCAGUAUUUGACGAAAGAGCCAACCAGUUCAGUUAAUAGCGUCAAAGUACCUGAUAAUACUAGUGGGGCAAAUGAUCAAGUACAAUCUAAAAAUCAAAGAAGUUCAGUGUAUGCAUUGUUUAUAAGUCUGCCAUGUAUAUAUAUGAUAAUGGAAAUGCUGGACAUACUGUGUACAUUCUCUCUCAGUUUGCCUGACCAAACGUUUCGUUCUUUCGUAAUGUAUCUCCCAAAGGCAAUAUGGAAAGAUUGGUCAGUUACUGGAAAUGGGCCAUACCGUCUGCUAGCAGUUUUAUUUUCUACGUGUGUUUUAAUAUGGUUUGCGUUAUAUAUGAGUGAUAGAUAUUAUCACGAUAUACCACUCGCUGGAGCAUUAUUGUUUGGUUGGGUCUUCAUUUUGCAUUUCGGUAGAGCUUGCCCAGUACUAGGAAAGUUUCCACUAAUGAUUCAGACAAUAUUCUUCAAGGACAUAGUGUCUUUCAUGAUAUUGUAUAUGUUUAUAUGGUUAGCAUUUUCUUUUGCAAUCCAUUCGCUGAUAGUUCAAAGCUCCAAAACAUUGUCUGACCCUGUCAGCUCCACGUUGUACAGUAUGAUACAGUAUGUUAUCACUGACCUAGGUGUCAAACAAUCAGACCAUGCCAUAAGGGAUGUCUACUUUGGAAGAGUUCUUCUGACAAUAUAUGGCCUGGUCUCUAUACUUCUACUCAUACAUAUGCUCAUAGCAAUAAUGAGUACCUCUCAUCAGAUAUUGAAAUCAGACAGUUGUGCUUUAGUGAAGAGGCAGCAGCUCUCGCUGAUGUUAAUGAUUGAGAGAAGGCUAAUAUGGUGUAAACCACUGUGUGACUACUCUGAACGUAGUAUCUAUAAACAUGAAAAGAGAUAUUACAUCGAGGUACGCGAGUUGUCAUGA
Molecule: messenger RNA, 4198 nt
Organism: Owenia fusiformis
Lineage: Eukaryota; Metazoa; Annelida; Polychaeta; Sabellida; Oweniidae
Source: the annotation of a GenBank genome assembly